CAAAAAAAUGAUGUUAGAAAUUCGGCAGAAAAUUGCAUUUCUUUAUCCAACCUACGUGUUAGCCAUCGUGUCCAUUGGAUAUGUCUUAGGAGAACUGGGACAUUAUAUGAUUGGAGUAACUAGCAAAGCAAUAGCUAUGGACCUGCAUUAUGGUGAUAUCACUUGCCAACUAAACAACACAGAGUUAUAUCUAAGCGAUCUUCCAGUUGUUUGCUCAGAUGCAAACAACUCAGACACGUGUUUAUCAUUGUCUAUUGAUGAUGAGCCAUAUUGCGAAUGGACUUACAACGGUCUCGGAUUGGAUUACCAAAUAUUAGCAGGACCCAGCUUUAUAGCGGUGUUUACCGUUGUCGGAGUCAUAAUGGGUUAUUUAGCUGACAAGUUUAACAGGGUAAAAAUGUUGGGAAUUGCUAGUGUAGUAUUUUCGAUAGCCAUUAUAGUCAGUGGUUCYGUAACGGAAUAUUGGCACUUGGUACUACUUCGCAUGGUUAUGGCCGCUGGCGAGUCAGCUUGUAAUCCUCUAAGUACUGGCAUUCUAUCUGAUAUUUUUCCAGAAGAAAAAAGAGCACUAGUGAUGUCAAUUUUCAAUUGGGGAAUAUAUGGAGGAUACGGUAUUGCAUUUCCAGUGGGAAGAUAUAUCCCUCCAUUGAACGCUUGGGGUUUGGGUUGGAGGGUGUGUUAUUAUGGAGCAGGCAUAGUGGCUUUAAUAUUUGCAUUUCUGACUAUUUUUACUCUGAAAGAACCAGAGAGACAAUCGAUUGGUGAAGACGCUGCUGCCCAAGCUAAUCCAGAUGCAAAAAAAGUUACCAUUUGGACUGUGAUGAGCGAACCUCGAGUUAUAAUGUUAUGUCUGGCCGCAUCUAUUAGACAUUGUGGUGGAAUGUGUUUUGCGUACAAUUGCGACUUGUAUUAUCAAAUAUAUUUUCCUGAUUAUGAUUUAGGUUGGUGGUUGUUUGCAGUCACAAUAGUCGUAGGAAGUAUUGGUGUUGUAGUUGGGGGUGUGAUUUCCGACAAAUUUGUAGCAAAAAUGGGAAUCAGAUCCCGAGUAAUCAUUUUAGCAGCUAGUCAACUUAUUGCCACACCUUUUGCCUUUGGAAGUGUAUACUGUGAGCCACUAGGAGCCAUAAUUACAUUAGGAAUAUCCUACUUUUUCGCUGAAAUGUGGUUUGGAAUCCUGUUUGCUAUACUAGUGGAAAUAGUGCCUCUACACGUACGUUCUACAACUGUAGGCGUCUUUUUGUUUGUUAUGAACAAUAUUGGAGGAAAUCUUCCAAUCGCCGUUGAACCAGUUUCCAAAGCAAUUGGAUACAGAGAAAGCUUGUACAUAUUUUAUGUUGCUUUUUAUUUAAUAAGUUCUUUGAUGUUCUUUUUCACUGUAUUUCUGAUGCCUGGAGGUGUCCAAGCUCCACCUCCUACUUCAAAAGAACUGAAUGGAGUUGACAACGUUAUGUAUUCACAUGAUGAAGUCACCCUGCCAACGAUAACUUCUAUGGUAAAGAAUACCAAGCGUACUGGAACUGAGAGUAGCAGACUGUAAUUAGAAUAAUAUCCGUUAGCAUCUAACAAUAGUUACCUGAAGUUUUUAUUUUUAAUAAAAAAUGCAGCCAUUAUAUAGUGGAGGUUUUCCAUUUUAAUGUGUAAGGAAAUUCUAGCUGAUUCUUGAAAUAUACACGACAGAAAUAUAUAAAAACUGACUACCUGAAGCUCAAGAAAUGAUGUUAAAUGUCCUUUACUUAAAAUUCGAUUCAAAUUUUCCAGUUUAUACAAAAUGGGGAUGCCAAUUGCCAAAGUUAAUAUUGCAUGGUACUUGAAACGAUUAUAGGAUAUUUUUAUAUAAGAGGUAAUACAUUAAUAAUUAAAAUAAAAUUUUAACUGUCAAUCUAUGGGAGAAAUUCCUGGCUCAAACUAAUAAACCAAUGUUAAUUGGUUCUAUGUAAAGAUAGAGCUUUAAUAAUUCUCGUAAUUAAUGAUGAACACUUCAUAUUCACUACUUACUGCUCGAGAGCUGAAGUCACCUUUUGCGAAAAAUAAAAUGUUGCAAUUUUUAUAUUUAUAGUUUCUUGGAAUUUUCCAAUGAUCCAUUUUCGAGACAAGCGUUUUAAACAAAUAUUUUACUGUUUUUACAGUUUAGGAAUAACAGCUCGUUUUUGAAAUAUUUGCCUUCAUUUUCAAAAAUAAAGCUUUAAAACCAAAAAUUGUUUUUACGAUAUUCAAGCGCAUGUUAAAAUAUAUCAAAACUGAUUUGUCUGUGAUUUUAAAACUUGUUUAAUAUGUUGCAAAUUCGUGAAAAUGAGUUGCUAGAAAACCAUUACAACUUUUUUUUCGAAAGUUUUUCAAAAAAUAACUCACUUUGUAGAGUUGGCACACGACACGAUUUUUUGGACUCAAACGAUAUUUUAUGUAUUUUAUUUCCACUUCUUUUAGGAGUGAAAGUUGAAAAAAGUGAAGUGAAAGAAAGGAUCAAAAGUUAUUAAUUUUUUUAAAUGAAUUUCACAAAACGAUUUUUCAAAAUCAUUCGUUUUACUUCUUUUGCAUUGUAUUGAAAUGUUCCUAUGUCCAAGUAUUUACCUAUUUUAAUUUUAAUACACUCUCGACAUUAAUCUAACUAUGUUUAGCUUUGAAAAAAUAAACAGAAGUAACUUUCAGUAAGAAUUUACAGAAAAUAUCAUAUCCUUGACACAAAUGGCAUUGCAAUAUAUUGCAGAAAAAUAUGUUUUGAAAGUCAGUAAUUACGUGCAUUAUGCGACAUUGUAACUAUUCUACAGAAUACUACAGAGUAUUUGUAGACGCAUAUUUAAUUUCCAAUAUACAGCAAAAAAUUAUAUUUUUUGACAAAGUAUAUUUAAAGUUUAUUCAAAUUCGGUUCAAAAUAUUUCCUCUGAACUAAACUCGCUUUAUGUUAUUAACAUGUUUGUUUUUUUCUAGAAAUAAUGAAAACCGUAUUGAUUUUAUUUGGUGAAUUAAACUUUUCAUGCAAACUUUUUGAAUAAUUUACAGCGAUUAGUAUGAUGUUGACAAAAUUCGCUUUGUCUAAAAUCUGAAAUGAUUAAAGCGAUAAAACACGUUUUAAUUAAAAUAAACUAUUAGCUUUUGUAAUUACUUCUGGACUACAGCAAUAUUAUUUAUACGCUCAACUAUUUUUCUGUAAUCUGAAAACCAUCAGUAUAUGAUCUAAUCUCUUCGUCUCCAUGUGAUAAAUCAUUAAGAGGCAUAAUCAUAUCUACAGGAAGAAUUAUUUAGAUAGACUACAGAAAAGAUUUUUUAUUGUGAAUAUUUUGAAUUUGCGAUUAGAAAUUUCUCGUAUGAAACUCAAUAAAAAGCAAUAACAAAUACAUGUUGAAUGUCUAUGAACUAAUUCCAAUUUUAAAAACUGAUAUGGUAAUAAUGAAAGUAGGUAAAUACAAUAUACUUAUAUGCUAUAAAAUGUUUACACAUUGACUUAAAUUAGUAUUAAAGCAUAAAGUGAAAUAAAUAUCAAUUUGUAAACUGGGAUAAGAUCAUAGGUAUUAAUGGUACAUUUACAGUAUAAUGGGAGAUCAAUUGUACAUAAAAUAUUCAAAUAAACGUUUUAUUUUUA
Molecule: messenger RNA, 3577 nt
Organism: Dendroctonus ponderosae (mountain pine beetle)
Lineage: Eukaryota; Metazoa; Arthropoda; Insecta; Coleoptera; Curculionidae
Product: putative metabolite transport protein HI_1104
Exons: 8
Coding region: 8-1537 (509 amino acids)
Biological process (GO): transmembrane transport
Cellular component (GO): membrane
Molecular function (GO): transmembrane transporter activity
Source: RefSeq, a predicted model, not a curated record